AUCAUCGCUGUUCUGCUCUGUUCUGCUAAAAAUUGUUUCUGAAAAUAAAUUCAAGAUCGAAGAAGAAAUAUUCAAUAAUGGCUUGCAUUAAAGACGCUGCUACAUUAUAUCAAAAUUUGAAAACUGAAUGGGCGAAGAAGCCACGUAAACUGGACAAAUGCGGAGAACUUCUGAACAAAAUAAAGAUUGCGCUUACAAAUCUCACAUUUCUACCCAGUAACAACACAGCAGCAAAUCAAAAGGAAUUAAUACUGGCCAGAGAUGUUUUAGAAAUCGGGGCCCAGUGGGCUGUAGCUGCUAAAGAUGUCAAAGCUUUUGAGCGAUUCAUGUCUCAGUUGAAAUGCUAUUAUUUUGAUUACAAAGAUCAUCUCCCAGAAUCUGCCUUUAUGUACCAGCUUCUUGGUUUGAACCUUCUCUUCUUAUUGGCACAAAAUCGUGUAGCGGAAUUCCACACAGAGCUUGAGCGUCUCCCCGUUGAUGUGAUCAGAGCUGAUCCAUAUGUAAAACAUCCGCUAGCAUUGGAGCAAUAUCUAAUGGAAGGAAGCUAUAAUAAAAUCUUUUUGGCUAAGGAUAAUGUACCAGCAGAGAGCUACACACUCUUCAUGGACACACUCCUAGACACUGUUAGAGGUGAAAUAGCGGCAUGUAUCGAGAAGGCCUAUCAGAAGAUACCUUGUGCAGAGGCUGCAAGGAGAUUGAACUUGUCUUCACAGCAGGCUGUGCUUGAAUAUGGCAAGAAGCGUAACUGGGUGCUUGGUCCAGACAACAGUUAUCACUUCAACACAAUUGAAGAAACCUGUGCAGCGGCAGCUGGAGUGUUCCCAUCGUCAGAACUUGCAGAACAAACCAUUGAAUAUGCCAGACAUCUGGAAAUGAUUGUGUAAUCGAAAUUAUUAGUAAUAAAUUUGCUUUCUUUAAGAA
Colias croceus (clouded yellow) is the source of this 921-nucleotide messenger RNA. It is a transcript of the gene Rpn12, whose product is annotated as 26S proteasome non-ATPase regulatory subunit 8. Gene Ontology annotation, biological process: proteasome-mediated ubiquitin-dependent protein catabolic process. Bases 78 to 884 code for a protein of 268 amino acids. The transcript is spliced from 5 exons. The record is from RefSeq and is a predicted model, not a curated record. Gene Ontology annotation, cellular component: proteasome regulatory particle, lid subcomplex; proteasome regulatory particle; cytosol. Lineage: Eukaryota; Metazoa; Arthropoda; Insecta; Lepidoptera; Pieridae.